AUGUUGGAAGGAUUGCCCGGUAUAUGUGCCCAACAGUUGGUUAAUGUUCAAUUCCCGUUGCACUCACCAAUCAUCGGGACGAUGCUGCGGUCCAUUCUGACACUAAUUAUCUUGCAGCUUCUGAACUGCGGACGUGGGCGCAGUCAGCCUCACCCAUCAGAAACGGUGGAGAUAAGACUGGCGAAUGGGAGCCGUCCGUGCAGUGGGAGAGUGGAGAUUCGCUACAAGGGGCAGUGGGGGACUGUGGAUGAUAAUAGCUGGGACGUUCAGGAUGCUGCUGUUGUGUGUCGGGAGCUGAGUUGCGGGACCGCUCUCUCUGCACCCGGUGGGGCUCAUUUUGGGGAAGGCUCCGGGUAUAUUGUGACGUGGAAUGUUCAGUGCUCUGGGACAGAGGCCGCUCUGCGGGAGUGUCGUUCAAGUCAAUGGGGCCAAUAUUCCUAUUCACACUCCUAUGAUGCCAGCGUCAACUGUUCAGGACUGUUGCAGUUAAGACUGUCAGAUGGUGGAAGCCGAUGUGCUGGCCGAGUGGAGAUUUUUCACAAUGACACCUGGGGCUCACUUUGUGAUGAUUCCUGGGAUUCAACCGAUGCUAAUGUGGUUUGCAAACAGCUGGAUUGUGGGAAUGCAUUAGACGUGCCACUUCCUGAUUCUUCUGGACCUGGCGCAGGCCCAGUUUGGCUGGAUGAGAUCAACUGUUCCGGAAAAGAAUCGCAUCUCUGGGAAUGUUGGCCAGAUCGGAAUAUACAAUGGGGUAACCAUGACUGUUCCCACAAGGAAGAUGUGAAGGUUAUGUGUUCAGAACACAAAGAACUGCGGUUGGUGAAUGGAAAACAUCGUUGCCAGGGGAGAUUGGAAGUCUUUUACAAAGGGGCCUGGGGAACAGUGUGCUCGGAAGAAUUACGUUCAAAUGAUGCAAUAGUGAUCUGUAAGCACUUACAGUGCGGCAGCCUCCAAUCUAUUCAGUAUGACGCUGGUUUGUUCGGGCGAGGGUCCGUUCCUAUCCUGCUCAGUAAGAUAGGGUGCUAUUCAGCUAGCUUGACUCUUUCACAGUGUCGGUCAGACUCAGAGCGUAUAAAAUACUGCGACCACGGAGAAGAUGCAGGUGUUGUUUGUUCAGAACCCGAAGUGACGGUGCAGCAGUCCCACCGUUCCAAGAAUUUCGUUCGAGAAACAGAUUCGGAACAAAGGUUGCGCCUGGUUGGAGGUAACAACAACUGCUCCGGGAGAGUGGAAGUAUUGCGCAAUAACACCUGGGGCACAGUGUGUGAUGAUUCCUGGAAUAUCGCCGAUGCAAAUGUUGUCUGUGGACAGCUCGGGUGUGGCUCCGCUGUAUUAGCCCCAGCAGGAGCCGCUUUUAACGAGGGUAAAGGUGUCAUCUGGCUGAAUGAGGUUAAGUGCACCGGAAGCGAAUCAUUUCUAUCAGACUGUGCUUCCUCACCGCCAACUCAAAUUGACUGUAAUCACAAAGAAGAUGCCAGUGUGAUUUGCUCAGGGCUCGAUUUUUUGCCGAGAUCUUCUCCGCCCACACUUCCAGGGCAAGAAGCUAAAACCACAUCCAUCGCUGUUGUCGUCCGCAUAACACUCGGGGUCCUGUUAAUCUGUGAGCUGAUGUCACUAAUGGCGGUCAUACACAAACUGUCAUCAAGGAAAGGUAAUGUUACUUUCCACGCGGAUCCAGCUGAUCAUAUCGACCAAGUGACUUAUGAAGAGCUUGAGAACAUCCCACCAUGCAAGGAAUCCAUUCAUCGAGGUUUGGCAGAACAGAGCUCUCUCACACACGCUGAUUCAGAUUUACCCCUUCCUCCCAUUAUUGGAAACUGCGAGGAUGUUCUCCGUGAGCAGCUCACAGCACCGGAGGAUCAGCUGCUGUUGGAGGGUGACUGUGUGCCUCCAAUUUUUAGAACACCAACAUCAAACUGCUAAGAGCAAUGUUUCAUUAUCUUCUCCAAUGUGUGUGGUGCAGUAGUGAAAGUUGGUGUUUUUUUCUGUUUGUGAAGUGAAUUCAGCAGUUAGUAAUACAGAAAGUUUUCAGUCAAAAUAGUCGUUAACUUACUUAUGAAAUAAAUGCGUAUUUGAGAUGGAAACAUAAAUAUUAACGAGAAAAAAGUUCAAUUUGAUUUGUCUGUGUGACCGCAAGAAUUGUUUUAACAUGAGGAGAGAAAAUAAAACCUCUUAUUUCUAUGUUUUUUUUCUCUGACCAACUGAGUUCUGGAAGCAUUUACAGCUAGUGAUCUAGGUUUUGCAAAGUAGUCACUGUCGUAAUUUAAGACAUGGGGAAGCCAAUAUGCGCACAGCAAAAUUCCUUAAAGAGCAACGUGAUAAUUACCAGCUAAUCUAUUUGUGAGGUUGUUGACCGACCCAUGAUAUUGGGAAGAGAACCGGGGAUAAGUCCCGAAGAACUCCUUUACUCUCCUCCGAGAGAUUUCCAUGGAAUCUUAUACAUCCAGCUGAACAGGCGGAUGGGCCCUCGAUUCAUCGUUUCCUCUGAAUGACCGCGCAUUCAGCAAUGUAGCACUUCCUCACUACUUCACUGGACUAUCAUUCUCGAUAUUUUCACCCAUUCCUUGGUUAAUGAAUUGAACCUUGAGGCACAGAAUGUGAAUAUUACUAACUGAGGAACGGCUAACUCUAACCUCAAUGAAAGAGUUUUUUUGUUUUGUUUUUCUAUUCAGGUAAAAAUCAGCGUAUACUCCAGUAUAUGAUUUCACGAGGAGUGUCACAGAUUUGGAGAAAACCUUUUUGGAAAUGUCCAUUUCAAUUUCCAACUGUGUGAAAAGGCUGAAUGUGCUUGCCUCAAUACAAGUUUCAAUUCAAAGAAAUAAUAAAUCAUUUUAGCAUGCGCUUAAAUGUAAGAUUUAGUUUUUAUACAUUCAUAAUUUGUUAGUAACUGCGUCUACUUCAUUAACGUUUGAAAACAGUGUUUAGUUCAGUUCAUUUUAUGCCGAUAUUAAAGUUGCCGUACGCUGCCUGUAGUGG
Molecule: messenger RNA, 2976 nt
Organism: Carcharodon carcharias (great white shark)
Lineage: Eukaryota; Metazoa; Chordata; Chondrichthyes; Lamniformes; Lamnidae
Product: deleted in malignant brain tumors 1 protein-like
Exons: 11
Coding region: 1-1923 (640 amino acids)
Cellular component (GO): membrane
Source: RefSeq, a predicted model, not a curated record